UGGGGCGGGUCUUGGGUCGGCGCGAGGCUCGUGGGGCCGGUGCGGGCGCGGUGCCGGAGCGGAGCGAUGGGGCCGGGCCGGACGCUGGGGCUGGGGCUGCUGCUGGGGGUCCUCGGCGGGGCGGCGAGCGAGCUCCAUUCCCUGCGCUAUUUUGAUAUCGGGGUGUCAGAGCCCAGCCCGGGGGUGCCUGAGUUCAUGUUCGUGGGGUACGUGGACGGGACCCUCAUUUCACGCUACGACAGUGAGACGAGAAGGGCGGUGCCUGGGGCGGACUGGAUGAGGGACAACCUGGAUCAGCAGUACUGGGACGGGCAGACCCAGAGUGGACAGAGCAAUCAGCAGGUUAACCGUGUGGGCCUGGACACACUGCGGGACCGCUACAACCAGAGCGGGGGGGCCCACACCUGGCAGCACAUGGUUGGCUGUGACCUCCUGGAGGAUGGUGGCACCAGGGGGUAUUUGCAGAUCGCCUAUGACGGGAGGGACUUCAUCGCCUUUGACAUGGACACGAUGACGUUCACUGCGGCGGACGCAGGAGCUCAAAUCACCAAGAGGAAGUGGGAGGCGGACGGGACUGAAGCUGAGAGAUGGAAGCACUACCUGCAGAACACCUGCGUCGAGUGGCUGAGGAAAUACGUGAGCUACGGGCAGGCCGUGCUGGAGAGGAAAGAGCGCCCCACGGUCCGAGUGUCGGGGCAGGAGACCCCCGGGAUCCUGACCUUGCACUGCCGCGCUUACGGCUUCUACCCGCGGCCCAUCACCGUCAGCUGGCUGAAGGACGGCGAGGUCAGGGACCACGAGACCGAGCGGGGCAGCAUCGCGCCCAACAGCGACGGCACCUACUACACCUGGGCCUCCAUCACGGCCCACCCGGAGGAGAAGGACAAGUACCGGUGCCGCGUGGAGCACGCCAGCCUGCCCGAGCCCGGUCUUUUUGCGUGGGAGUCGGAGUCCAACCUGUUGGCCAUCGUGUUGGGCGUGAUUGUUGCCAUCCUGGCUGUCAUCGCCAUCAUCGCUGGAGUCGUCAUUUUGAAGCAGAGAUUAGGGAAGAAGGGCUACGGCAUGGCGUCAAGCACGGACAGGGGUGCUGGCAGCUCGGCCCAAGUGAUGAACGCCUAACCGCUCCACAAGGGACUGGGGGGCUGGAUGCGGCCCCCUGCCCUCUCACCGGCUGGACACAGAGGUGCUGGAGGCAGCUGGGAGCUGCCCGCAGAGAGCUGGUCACGCUGCGCCUGCCACACUGGGGGCUCUUCUGGCUGGGUGAACUGCCUUCUUUACAAUACUUUUAAAAUCCUGGUGCCUGGGCUGCUCUGGCAGCCUCGGGUCGAGGGCUGAGCUGAUUUUAUGUGGGAUAGAGCCAGGACAGCUGACCCCGACUGACCAAAGGGAUAUUCCAUACUGUAUGGUGUCUGCUCAGCAAUAACACCCGAGAGCAAGGAGGAGGAACAGGGAACAUUUGUUAUUUAUGACGUUUGUCUUCUGGAGCAACCCCUAUGUGUACUGAAGCCCUGCUUCCCAAGAAGUGGCUGGACAUCGCCUGCUGAUGGGAAACAGAGAAUAGAUCUUUUGGUUUUCCUCUGCUGCUGCAUGCAGCUUUUGAUUUUGCUGUAUUAAACAGCCUUUAUCUUGACCCACGA
Molecule: messenger RNA, 1637 nt
Organism: Grus americana (Whooping crane)
Lineage: Eukaryota; Metazoa; Chordata; Aves; Gruiformes; Gruidae
Product: class I histocompatibility antigen, F10 alpha chain-like
Exons: 8
Coding region: 67-1119 (350 amino acids)
Biological process (GO): immune response
Cellular component (GO): external side of plasma membrane
Source: RefSeq, a predicted model, not a curated record